This is a messenger RNA of Carcharodon carcharias (great white shark), 2457 nucleotides long. Its product is annotated as amine oxidase [flavin-containing]-like. The transcript has 15 exons. Bases 1 to 1623 code for a protein of 540 amino acids. The record is from RefSeq and is a predicted model, not a curated record. Gene Ontology annotation, molecular function: oxidoreductase activity. Lineage: Eukaryota; Metazoa; Chordata; Chondrichthyes; Lamniformes; Lamnidae.
AUGGUGGCAGCUGUGAAGAACCCCAAAACCACAAUACAAUACUACAAUAUACAUAGCUUUAAAGAAGUUUGCAAGUCUGACUGGAAAAGUGAUGUCAAAAUUGCAGAACUUGGUCUAUCAGCUGCCAAACUCCUAACAGAGAGGGGCCUGAAAGUGGUGGUUUUGGAGGCUAGAGAUCGUGUUGGUGGAAGAACAUACACUAUUCAAGGUCCAGAGUUCCAGUACGUUGACUUAGGAGGAGCAUACGUUGGACCCACUCAAAAUCGUAUUUUGCGAUUAGCAAAGGAGCUGGGAAUAAAUACAUACCAAGUAAAUGAAAAAGAACAACUGAUUCAUUUUGUGAAGGGAAGGUCUUACCCGUUUAAUGGGCCAUUUCCUCCUGUGUGGAACCCUAUUGCUUACUUGGAUUACAACAACCUCUGGAGAACUUUGGAUGAAAUGGGAAAGAAGAUUCCUGCAGAUGCACCAUGGAGUGCUGAACUUGCAAUGGAGUGGGAUAACAUGACCAUGAAAGAGUUAAUUGACAAACUUUGCUGGACAAGGGUGGCGAGAGACUUUGCAACACUCUUUGUCAACGUCAAUGUCACUUCCGAGCCUUAUGAAGUCUCUGCUCUUUGGUUUCUGUGGUAUGUGAGACAGUGUGGAGGGACAAAGAGGAUAUUUUCUACCACCAAUGGAGGCCAGGAAAGGAAAUUUAUUGGUGGUUCGGGGCAAAUUAGUGAGCGUCUGGCUGAGAGAAUGAAGGAUAAUGUGAAGCUGAACAGGCCAGUGGUGAGAGUGGAACAAAUUGAGGGGACCAUCCGUGUGGAGACAUUGCAAGGAGAGGAAUAUGAGGCUGAUUAUGUCAUCAGUGCUAUCCCACCUGCCCUAACUCAGCAAGUUCACUACAGCCCUCCACUGCCUCCAUUGCGAAACCAGUUGAUCCAGCGCGUGCCAAUGGGAUCCAUCAUUAAGUGUAUGGUUUACUACAGCCGAGCUUUCUGGAGGGAGAAAGGUUAUUGUGGUACGAUGAUGAUUGAAGAUGAGGAAUCACCUAUUUCCCUGACAUUGGAUGACACCAAGCCCGAUGGUUCCCACCCUGCAAUUAUGGGGUUUAUAUUGGCAAGGAAAGCGCGACUCUUACUUAGUCUCACCAAAGCAGAGAGGAAGCAAAGAAUUUGCCAGAUUUAUGCACGAGUCCUGGAGACAGAAGAAGCCCUGUAUGCUGUUCAUUAUGAAGAGAAAGACUGGUGUGAGGAACAGUACUCGGGUGGCUGCUAUACUGCAUACUUCCCACCUGGGAUGUUUAUUCAGUUUGGCAGAGUUCUGCGAGAGCCCUUUGGGAGAAUGUAUUUUGCUGGGACCGAGACAGCCACCAAGUGGAGUGGUUAUAUGGAUGGAGCAGUACAGGCUGGGGAACGUGCUGCUAGAGAGGUAAUGUGUGCCAUAGGAAUUAUUCCGGAGACGGCAAUCUGGACCCUCGAGCCCGAGGUUCAGGAAGUUCCAGGUCGACCAAUUAUCACAACAUUCUGGGAGCGACACCUACCCUCUGUGCCAGUAUUCUUGAUGGUGCUCAGCUUUUCCACUUGUCUGGCAGUUGCUGGUGUCAUCAUGUCCAGGAAAAUUUGUCUGCACAGGGCUUGAGGAGUAACUUUGUGGCUGUGCAGUGGAUGGAAACUUCUUGUUGCAAAGAUCACCUGUUAGAAUUCAUCAAUGGUGCCAUUUUGGAGCUGAGGUCAGAAUUUGAACCAGGGCAGCUGAGAGCAGGGUCAUUUGGGAGUACAUUAGACAGAUCACAGCCAAUCUUGUGGAGCCAUCAGUUCUUUUAUUAGCUGAGGGUUAGGGGAGGGUUGGAAUUUAUCACAUUAUAUGAAUUUCUCAUGCAUUUCUCAGGCAUUCAAGAACAUUGAAACUCAUAGAGUUUACUGAAUCCCUUAAUUUGUUUUCUUCUCAACAUAGUCCCAAAGGUCUCAACUGUGAUGAAUCGCUGUAAAGAUAAGAAAAAAUAUCAGGCAGUGAGAUUCAGGAGCUACUUUACUGAGACUGAACAACUUGUAAGUCAACUCCCUGCAAUGACAUCCAUCACUGGCAAAAAGUAAAGGACAAUAAUUCUCCCAACCCUUGAGUCAGUGGCUUGAAUAAUGCAGCUUCAGGCUUACUUCUUUCUUCAAACCACAGUCUAUAUAUAAGGUAGUAUAUUAUGGGAUCAUGAAAUUCUCUUUUACAAAUUCACUACAUGAUUCUAAACCACUGAAUGCCACCAUCCUAGUAAACGCACCAUCUAAAUUGGCCAAUUAGAUUUAGUGAGUAAUCUGUGUAUUGGACAGUUUGGGUCUCAGCAUCCCUGCUUUAGUGGGGGGACAAUCAGUCAGGAUUUACACUGUCCAGUAACCCUAUCUCUGCUGGAAAAUGCAUAUAUCUGGACAUCAGGUCAGAGCAAAGUCAAAUAAAAGCAAAAUACUGAGGAUGUUGGAAAUC